CCGCUGCCCGCUACAGCUCUGGCAAGCUUGACGCGCAGGUCGUCGUGCCUAGAGGUCCGGCCAGUUUAGUUUGGCUUGGGGCAGCAUCAAUCCGCAUCGCAUCACUCUCCGCCAUCACAAUCAACAACAUUGAAGCUACGCAACAGUCACAGAUUAAGCUGUAGCCUCUCCAGAAACAAUGGCGGACAGAUAUUCCUUCUCUCUCACAACAUUCUCGCCCAGUGGCAAGCUGGUGCAGAUUGAGUAUGCGCUCAACGCUGUCAACCAGGGUAUUACCGCCCUAGGCAUCAAAGCCACAAACGGUAUUGUCCUCGCUACCGAAAAGAAGUCGUCAUCGCCAUUGGCCGACCAGAGCUCCCUGUCCAAGAUCAGCACCAUCACACCCAACAUUGGCACCGUCUACUCCGGCAUGGGCCCUGAUUACCGAGUCCUGGUCGAUCGCGCGCGCAAGGUUUCACACACCGGCUACAAGAGAAUCUAUAACGAAUACCCCCCGACCCGCAUAUUGGUGCAAGAUGUCGCCCGAGUGAUGCAGGAGGCAACCCAGUCCGCUGGUGUCCGCCCUUACGGUGUCAGCAUGCUCAUUGCCGGCUGGGAUGACGGUAUUGAGCCCGAGAACGAGGAGGAGGGUGCCGAUGAGGAUAACGGCGAGAAGAAGAAGACCACAAAGACUGGCGGCAUUCACAAGGGCGGUCCUAUGCUUUACCAAGUCGACCCCACGGGCAGCUACUUUCCCUGGAAGGCUACUGCCAUUGGCAAGAGUGCAACCAAGGCCAAGACGUUCUUGGAGAAGCGUUACUCUGAGGAGCUUGAGCUCGAAGACGCCAUCCACAUUGCCUUGCUCACUCUGAAGGAUAACAUUGAGGGCGAGAUGAAUGGCGACUCGAUCGAGAUUGGUAUUGUCGGUCCUCCCGCUAACCAUCUGCUGGGCAUUGAGGGCGUUGAGGGAGCUGAAGGCCCCCGCUUCCGUAAACUGACACCUCAAGAAAUUGAGGAUUACUUGACGAGUCUAUGAUAGCGUUCGACGCAAGAUGAAUGUAUAAUAGAGGACGACAAAACAAUUCAAUCAAAUAAAAGAACGUCGGCU
Messenger RNA from [Torrubiella] hemipterigena, 1087 nucleotides. Lineage: Eukaryota; Fungi; Ascomycota; Sordariomycetes; Hypocreales; Clavicipitaceae. The record is from the annotation of a GenBank genome assembly.